Symsagittifera roscoffensis is the source of this 1518-nucleotide messenger RNA. Its product is annotated as tyrosyl-DNA phosphodiesterase 2-like. Gene Ontology annotation, cellular component: non-motile cilium; PML body; cytoplasm. Gene Ontology annotation, molecular function: 5'-tyrosyl-DNA phosphodiesterase activity; protein binding; single-stranded DNA binding. The record is from RefSeq and is a predicted model, not a curated record. Lineage: Eukaryota; Metazoa; Xenacoelomorpha; Acoela; Convolutidae. Gene Ontology annotation, biological process: mRNA transport; double-strand break repair; cilium assembly. Bases 32 to 1126 code for a protein of 364 amino acids. The transcript has 8 exons.
GUUGUGAUAAACUUAUUAAAUAGAUGUUAUUAUGUCAUCUGAUUCUGAUUUGAAGUUCACCUUCACGAUUGACGAUGUGAGAAAGCAGCUAAAGAUACUAGGGUACAAUUCAGUCCCAGAUUCCAAGCUAGCUGAGUUCGCUCAAGACCUUAGGAAAUUGAUAGAGUAUGAUCAGAGGAAAAACAAAUGUCCAAGUGCAUCAGGAGAUCAUGCUAACACAUCAUCAGUCUCAGGCAAGACAGGGACUGACGCAGACUGUUCGUCCACUCUAGAAGAGAGUCAGAUCAGCUAUGACUCGAAGGACGGAGGUGACAGAAGAGGGGGGGUGGCAGCCUACUCCUCCUCCCCUGAACAGCACCUGCACGCUCGCCAUCAUAAUGCACUAAAGACGGCUGCGGGGGCACAGGGUCAGAAUGGACAGCCCAGAGACAGGUCCAAGAACAGCAGGAAGAUGAAGAGAGUCACGGCUCCGAGAAAGUCGGCUUUCAACUCCUCUUCUGUGACUGGAGCCAAUGACCCAUCUGUUCUGGAUCUGGACAGGAGUCUGACUGGGGGAGAGAACAGUGAGGAGAAUGAGGAGUGGAGACAGCUGUACCAGAGGGGUCUGAGUGCAGUGAGUGAGUGCAAAAGACCCCAGCACUACUACAAGCCACCUUCCUCCGCCAGACCGGACUUGUAUCCACAGAGACCGUCUCACGACGAAAACAAACCAUUCAACCCCCACCUACCUCGCUCCUUCAUUCGCCCAACUCCAUCACCCUCCUCGGCUUCUCAUGUGACCAAGACCUCAGCGCGUGCCAGAAGUUCGGACCCUUCUCAUUUUCAUGCUCCACCCAGUCACAUUUCGGGAGGGGAGAAGAGAAAUGAUCCGGUGUCUAGAUUCAAUGCGUAUAAUGAGGCUUGGAAAGAGAGAAAAGCGCCAGGGGAGCAGAAUCGGAACCAACUCAGGUGGAGAAUCAGGGAGCAAAUGGCAGUGGCUGAAGAGGUCAACAAAAAGCGCAAUUUGAAGCCGCCAAGUAACCCAUAUGUGGUGCCAACUGACAAGAAGAGACAGGACUUACGUUGGGAGGUCAGGUGUAAUCUGGCUGCUCACAAACCAGGAGCCAAAAACACUCAAUACUACUGAACUAAACUUAAGUCACGUGAUGUAUAAAACCAUCACGAUUGCCUAUUUCUAAAUGUCGAUAAUUGUUACCCAAUAUCAUCUCGGACUUUUUUAUCUGUUCGCCGAAAGAAUGAGAAAGUGUUACGUUUCUGUCUCGAGAUGAGAGUAAGCCAUGCUUCGAGGCCUGAAGUUUUUUUCUUUUCGAGGGUUUUACCUAAGCUUAAAAUUUCAAUCGCGAUGGAUUGUAAUACAAGUGCUGCUUGGUUACUAUGAGUGCCUUAAUUUUAAUUGCGUUUUCCUUGUGUCAUCGUUUUCCAUGUGCCUUUGCAAAAUGACAUUAUUGUCGUACUUUUGUAAAUAGUUGUCAAUAGUUUUACAAUUUUUAAAUAAUUGAAAUAAAAGUUUGUACAGUG